This is a messenger RNA of Talaromyces atroroseus, 1677 nucleotides long. RefSeq lists its product as hypothetical. Gene Ontology annotation, cellular component: membrane. The transcript has a single exon. The coding region runs from base 1 to 1677 and encodes 558 amino acids. The record is from RefSeq and is a predicted model, not a curated record. Gene Ontology annotation, molecular function: transmembrane transporter activity. NCBI's taxonomy places the organism in Eukaryota, Fungi, Ascomycota, Eurotiomycetes, Eurotiales, Trichocomaceae. Gene Ontology annotation, biological process: transmembrane transport; amino acid transport.
AUGGACAACGAAGCGAACACCCCGCUCAAACCGAGCAAGUCGGUUGACCAAAGUGUCCUGGAUGCCCGCGACCUCGCCGCGCUGGGCCACGACCAGGCCCUGUCGCGGAAAUUCGACAUCUGGAGCAUGCUAGCCCUAGCCUUUUGUGUGCUGGGAACAUGGUCAACGUUCGCGCAAGAUCUCGCCAGCGGACUGACCAACGGCGGACCCGUGAGCAUUCUCUGGGGCUUGUGUCUGGUCACUUUCUGCAACCUCUGUGUCGCCGUCUCGCUGGGCGAGCUGUGCAGCAGUAUGCCCACCGCUCUGGGCCAGGCGUACUGGGUUCACCGACUCUGGGACAACCCCACGGGCAGAUUUGCCUCGUACAUGUGCGCGUGGAUCAACAUGUUUGGCUGGUGGACCUUGACCGCCUCCCAAAUUGCCUUCAUGACAAACUUCAUGCUGGGAAUGAAGGUCAUGUUUGACAACAACUGGGCCGGCGCCAGCGAGGGCUGGGUCGAGUUUCUCGUCUACAUCGGCAUCACGCUGCUGUUCACCGUCAUCAACCUGAUUGCAUGUCGCAAGGAGAAAGUCUUGCCCUACUUCAACAACUUUGUAGGCGUCUGGUUCUGCCUUCUCUUCGUAGUCUUCAGCCUCGCCCUCCUCAUUGCCGUGGGCACAAAACCAACCCUUUCCUUCCAGCCCGCCUCCUUCGUGUUUGGCUCCUGGAUCAACCAGACCGGCUGGAGCGAUGGCGUGACCUGGUUCAUCGGCCUGGUCCAAUCCGCCUACGGCCUAACAGCAUUCGACUCGGUCAUCCAUAUGGUCGAAGAAAUCCCCGCGCCUCGCCGCAACGCCCCGCGCGUCAUCUACCUCGCCGUCGCAUGCGGCGCCAUCUCCGGCUUCAUCUUCAUGCUCGUCUGCCUCUUCUGCAUCCAAGACGUCAACCUCAUCAUCAACUCCCCCACGGGCCUGCCCUUCAUGGACCUAGUCCAGGACGCCAUCGGCCUGCAAGGCGGGGUCGCGCUCAUCGCCCUCUUCGAAUUCAACGGCCUCGGCCAGGGCGUAAGCAUCGCCACCACCGCCUCACGCCUCACCUGGGGUUUUGCGCGCGACUCCGGCAUUCCCUUCAGCCGCUACUUCUCCCACGUCGACCGCACCUGGAACGUGCCUGCGCGCGCUCUGUGGCUGCAGGGCUUCCUGAUCGGGCUCGUCGGCAUUCUCUACCUCUUCGCCAACACGGUGCUCGACGCCAUCCUGAGCGUCAGCACAAUCGCGCUGACCAUAUCCUACGGCAUGCCGAUAUUCGCGCUCCUCAUCGUCGGUCGUGACAAGCUUCCCGCCGGCGGCCACUUCAGACUGGGCCGUCGGUUGGGCCCCGUCGUGAACUGGAUUAGCGUCGUGUAUUGCGCGGUUACGACGGUGUUUUUCUUUUUUCCGGGCUCGCCCAAUCCGUCGCCGAGUGACAUGAAUUAUGCCAUUGCUGUGUUUGGCGUUAUGUUGGUGGUGGCCGUGGCAUUUUGGGUCGUCAAGGGGAAUAAGGAGUAUUUGUUGACGGAGUCGUCGGCUGAGCGGUUGAUGGAGGCGAUGCGCAUAGAGAAUGAGACCGAGGGUGAUGACGAUGAUGGUAAUAAUAAUAAUUCGAAGAAUACUGGGAGUAGCAGCAGGGCUGCUGAUACCGCGGUGGGUGCGAAAUAA